This is a messenger RNA of Clonostachys solani, 1413 nucleotides long. The record is from the annotation of a GenBank genome assembly. NCBI's taxonomy places the organism in Eukaryota, Fungi, Ascomycota, Sordariomycetes, Hypocreales, Bionectriaceae.
AUGGAGCGCAUCUGGAGCCCACCAACUACCAUCUUAAGACUACCCGAUGAGUUAUUGGCCCCUCUGCUGCAAGAAUCUGUGCACGUCGAACACGACACUUGGCGAGACGACCAUUCAAAGCCUUUCUUGAAAUCCUGCAAUGCUACUACGGCGAGAGCGCUGAUCUCAACUUGCCGACGUUUUCACCGUCUUGUCACUCCGCUUCUCUACGCCAACAUUCAGAUUCAGUGCAACGGCGUGCAUACAUGGAAACUUGCAACCGCUCACCGUACCAGGCUUCUCCAUCGCACGUUCCGAACAAACACGUCUUUGUGGCCGCACUGCCGCAGACUAGAGAUUGAGUUUGGUGCAUCAUGUUACGGCGGAGGACCAUUUGAUCGAGAAUCACCAGUCCAAAAUCUCAUGUAUAUUGCUUGCGACUGCCUCAAUUGGCUCACCAAUAUCAUCGAGCUACGCAUCAAUUGCUGGGCACAGUCUUUAGUACACGAGGGCCAGUUUCAAGCUCUCUUGUUUCCCACAAGGGAUGACCUUCUUUAUUUGAUGAGAUCCGCGAUGGACAAUUUGCCCCAUCUGCGACAUUUGGGGCUCCAUACCUAUCAGGAAGCAAUGAUAGAUCUACCGACUGUUCAUACCGGGCUUAGUAGGCUCAAGCCUGACGCAUUUCUCCGGACCCUCGACCUGAGUGGUAUCACUCAUAUUGGGACAAAUGACGACUGGGAAUUAUUACGUGCUCAAGCAGGUACCUCGCCUAUCAGUGUAUUGAAGCUGAGACACUUCACCCAAGGGCUGCAAGCCCUCGAAGCACUUGUACUGUGGCCAGCCAAACUGACAUCAUUUGACUUUUCAAUGCCAUUGUCUGACCACUAUUCUGGAGAAGACCCCUUAACGCCGUACAACCUUGGAGUAAUGCAGCGAGUCUUAUCACACCAGAAAAGGUUCCUUUCCUGCAUUAGGUUACAAGAGCUUUUAGAUGAGGGUCUCUAUGACUUUGGUGUCAUAGACUUCCACAGUUUGAAGACCCUUUCGCUUGGCCAUGGUACGACAGGGACCGACUCUUCUUCUAUCGCUAAUCUUGUCGCACCCAAUUGUGAGGUAUUCUGCUGGGACAUGGUACUUGAAGAUCAACAACACGGUGAGUGUCUUGGUCAUUUCCGUCAGCCAGAGGAAGAUUGGCUCAGAGCAUUUGCGCAUGUCGCUAUCGCCCGGAAGUCGGCUCUUCGUCACAUGAAGAUACUCUAUUACCCUGAUGAUGGUGCCUACAACGUUGAUGAUGAAGCCUUGAAGAUUCUUGAGUAUCCCUGGGAUCGGAUGGAUAGACUCGCGCAGGAGAUUCAGCCUUAUGGGAUUCAUCUGUCCUAUAACACUCCAACAACGACCAGGGAAGAAUUCGAAGAAAUGGUUAGUGGCCCUUGA